Molecule: messenger RNA, 1425 nt
Organism: Pelagomonas calceolata
Lineage: Eukaryota; Pelagophyceae; Pelagomonadales; Pelagomonadaceae
Source: the annotation of a GenBank genome assembly
AGACACUAGCAAGUGCUCCGAGUCGGCUGCCUAGUUCUUACGAGAGCCGCCCUAGGCUGGACACCAAAAACACUUCCCGAUAUGACUCAUGGACUGCCUGAUGCCUUCCGGCGACCGCUAACACGAAUGUGUCCAAUUUAGGAGAGAUGCACUGGUGUGCAGCAGCCGCAGUGCUCGCAUGCGCGGCCGCAUUCGCACCAGCGCGGACGCCAAAAAUCUCGGCCGUCGUGUGCCGAGAACUUGCCGCGUCGAAGGAGCAAGGCGCCGAUGACGACGACUGGCGCCGCCUUGCGAAUUCGAAGGACGCCGCGGCCGACGUCUUCCUGAGCUGGGCGGCCGAGGAUCCUGGUCUAGGCGCUUGUUUGCGAACAUUGAACCUGCGGCGCGGGCGUUUCGGCGGCGACGUGCCGCCCACGCUCUGGCCCGUUCAGCUGCGCCGCAAGCUCGCGCGCGGGCUCGGUCGCAGAGGUCGCGCGCGGAGCGCGCGCCGGGCGGCCUGGGCCGGUGCGAACGCGACGUCGCUCGAAUUGUCGUGGCGGGAUCUGCGGGCAGCCUACGCGGAACGCGAGGCCGUCGUCCGCAACGUGAACGGCGCCGCCGAAGACUUAGCUGGAAGUUGGGUGUACCACCUCGGCCUCUUGCAGGCCUACGCACAGAACCACGACAGCGCGCGGCCGCCCGCGUCGUACGUCGCCCCGUGCGGCGCCAGGCUCGGACGGUGGCUCGCGGACCAGCGGUCCCUCGACAAGAGCGGCCGGCUCGCGCCGGCGCGGCGCCAGCAGCUCGAGCUGAUCGGCGGCGACGUGAGUCCCCUCGCGGCGCACUCGGAGCGGCGCUGGCGCCGCGCGUGCCUGAGCCUCUGGCGCUUCCGGCGGCGCGAGGGCCACGCGCGAGUGAAGCGGGCCCACGUCGACGAGGACGGCUUCCGGCUCGGCGGCUGGCUCGUGGAGCAGCGCAAGAAGUACGACAAGGGAACGCUGCCGCCGAAGCGGGCGCGGGCCCUGGAGACGCUCGGCGUGUCCUUCGAGCGGCCGCGCGACGCGGCGUGGCGGCGGCACUUCGAAGCCCUAGAAAAGCGCGCGGACGCGACGGGCCUGGCCGACGCGCCGGCGCGCCUCGUCACCGAGGACGGGCUCAAGCUCGGCCAGUGGGUCGCGAAGCAGCGAAAGCUGAGGCGCGAAGGCGUGCUCGAUCCGGACCGCGAGCGGCGGUUGUCCUCGAUCCGCUUCGUCUGGGCGCCGCGCGACGCGGUGUCGCGGGACGCCGCCUAUGCGGUGGCGUUGGCGGCGUUUGUUGCCCGCGAAGGGCACGACCGCGUGCCGAAGCGGCACCGCGAGCUCGGGCUCGGCUUGGGGGAGUGGAUGUAUCGCCGGCGGCGGCAAGCCGUCGCGGCGGGGGAAUAAAAGUGCCUGUGUUGAGCCCUUA